This is a messenger RNA of Quercus robur (English oak), 1885 nucleotides long. RefSeq lists its product as uncharacterized. The transcript has 4 exons. The record is from RefSeq and is a predicted model, not a curated record. Lineage: Eukaryota; Viridiplantae; Streptophyta; Magnoliopsida; Fagales; Fagaceae. Bases 444 to 1697 code for a protein of 417 amino acids.
GCCUGUUUGGAUGUUAAAAAAAGGAGGGGGAGUAGAGUAGAAGGAAGGAGAGUAAUUCAUUUACUUUGUUUAGAAGUUUUUUAAGGAAGGAGGGGGAGGGAUUUGGAGGGGUUUGGAGGGGUUUCAACUACCUCCAACCCCUCAUUUUUAAUUCCCCCAAAUUGGAGAGAUUUGGAGGGAGAGUAAAACACAUAAAUUAUUAAAUAUGUAAAUUACCUAAUUUACCCUUAUUAUAUUAAAAAAAUUACAAGGCAUAUUUUAACGUUAAAAUAAAACACUGUAACCCACAAGGUCUCAGUUCUCUCAAGCUCUCUGUGUUCUCUGUGUUCUCUCAAGCUCUCUCGGCGCUCAAGCUCUCUCGGCUCUCUCAGCUUACACUGGCUCUCUCUCUCUCUCUCAACUUCUUCACUGUUCUCUCUCACGCCUAGCAUUCUCUCACAAAGAUGGAUAGACAAGAGAAUAAAAGGAGACGUGUAUUGCAAAUUUGGGAAUGGAGACGUGGAUUAUGGGAUUGGGAAUGGAGACGUCGAAUGACAAUUGCUUAUGUAGUUUGUCUUGUUGCCUAUUGGUUAAUACUUCGAAGGAGGCCUCAAAGGAGACAAGUAACUUACUCAAUUAGUAGUUUGAGUUUAGAAAGACGAAGUGUUCGCGAUGAACUAAUGAGAGAGAUAAUUGAAAAUAAAAAGUGUCGUGAUAUUAUACGCAUGGGGCCUGGAGCUUUUUUAGAUUUGUGUGACAUGCUACGUAAAGAAGGUGGCCUCCAACCAACACAACGAGCAACGAUUGAAGAACAAGUUGCCAAAUUUCUUUACAUAUUAUCACAUGGUGUAAAGCAUCGGGAAAUAUCUUUUUUUUUCCGUCGCUCUGGUGAGACUAUAAACCGUCAUUUCCAUCAAGUGUUAAGAUCUGUGAUACAACUAGAAGAGAAGUUUCUGAAACAACCUGAUGGAUCUCAAACUUCAGUAGAAAUACUCAACAGUUCUAGGUUCUUCCCAUAUUUUAAGGAUUGCAUUGGGGCAAUUGAUGGAACGCACAUUCGGGCAAAAGUUCCUAUUGAAGAUGCACCAAGAUAUCGUGGUAGAAAGGACUACCCAACACAAAAUGUGCUAGCGGCAUGUACAUUUGAUUUAAAAUUUACAUAUGUUUUGCCUGGAUGGGAAGGAACUGCGUCAGACUCAAGAAUUUUAAAAAAUGCAUUAAGUAGACGAGAUAAGCUAAAAGUCCCCCAAGGCAAAUAUUACCUUGUUGAUGCUGGAUUCAUGUUGAGGAGCACGCUUCUUGCACCUUAUAGAGGAGUUCGUUAUCACUUAAAAGAGUAUUCAAGAAAUCCACCACAAAAUGCUAAAGAGUUAUUCAACCUUCGACAUUCAUCCUUACGCAAUGCGAUUGAAAGAGCAUUUGGAGUCUUGAAGAAAAGAUUUCCUAUAAUAGCAAGCUCAAAUGAACCAUCUUACGGAGUUCCAACCCAGAAAAAAAUAAUUUUAGCAUGUUGCAUUUUGCACAAUUACUUGAUUGGUGCAGACCCGGAUGAUAGAAUUCUUCAUGAGGUGGAUGAAGAAAUUUUAAACAAUCCUGAACCCCAUGAACAGCUUGGUGCGCAAAGAGAGAGAAAUAAUGAUGAUGUUGCCCAAGGAGAGAUUUUAAGAAACUUAAUAGCAACUGAUAUGUGGAGGGAUUAUACAUCCAAUCCAACUUGAUGUUAUUCUAAAUUUAAUAAUUGUAGACAAAUGUUUCUAGUGAAUUUGGAACUAUAUCUUUGUUUUAAUGGGCUGAUUCUCUUUAGAAUUGUUUUAUUAUUUAAUUUUCCUUUUAUGGACUUAUCAUUUUGUAUAUGAUACAUUUAAUUUGCUUGGGAUAAACUAUUGAAUGAGUUUUGAUUGUGACU